Lucilia sericata (common green bottle fly) is the source of this 1593-nucleotide messenger RNA. Its product is annotated as cytochrome b5-related protein-like. Gene Ontology annotation, cellular component: mitochondrion. The coding region runs from base 161 to 1462 and encodes 433 amino acids. The record is from RefSeq and is a predicted model, not a curated record. Gene Ontology annotation, molecular function: heme binding. Lineage: Eukaryota; Metazoa; Arthropoda; Insecta; Diptera; Calliphoridae. The transcript has 4 exons. Gene Ontology annotation, biological process: lipid metabolic process.
AAAAUAAUAAUUCUAAAUUAGUUUAAGUUCAUAUUUUGUUGAUUACAGUGCCUAUAAAAAGUUCCAGGCUAGACAUCAUUAGCCAAGUGAAGUGCAAUUUAGAAAAAAAAAUAUAUUAUUAAAUCAAAUCCUGAUUGAAUUAAAUAAAUAAAAUACAAAAAUGGUUACCGAGGAAUGGAAAAAAUGUAGUAUAGCUACAAAAUUUCCCACAUAUAGAAAUUCAAGUUUAGUGACUACUAAAAGUUGGUUAGAGGGCAAACGCAAAGAUGAUGAGGCUGAAGGUCUUUGGCGUAUUUAUGAUACCUUAUAUGAUUUUACCGAUUUCAUUGAUAAACAUCCGGGUGGUAAAUUUUGGAUACGAGAAACAAAAGGUCUUGAUAUAACCGAAGCUUUCGAAGCUCAUCAUUUGACAUCGGCUCCAGCUAAAAUGAUUGAAAAAUAUAAAGUGCGCGAGGCUGCGAAACCAAGAAUAUACACGCUGACCCUGCAUGAGAAUGGUUUCUAUAAGACUCUGAAGAAAAGGGUGGCGGAGAAGAUGAGAACAAUUGAUAAUAAACCAAAGAAGAUCUCGGAUGCAAUCCAUUUGGGUUUGCUCUUAAGUACCUUUAUUUUUUCCAUGGCCAGUGCUAAAUACGAUAGUUUGGUAUUCAUGGCAUUAGCGGGUGCAGCUCUAGUUUGGACCACAGUGGUAUCACACAACUACUUUCACAAACGUGACAACUGGCAAAUGUAUGCUUUCAAUUUGAGUAUGAUGAACUUUACAGCGUGGCGUAUAUCUCACUCUCUGUCACAUCACAUCUAUCCAAAUUCCUAUAUUGAUCUGGAACUAUCAAUGUUUGAACCACUUUUGUGUUGGGUGCCAAGUCCACAUAUAAAAAGUAAAAUGAUGCGUUAUGUAUCCUGGGUAACUGAGCCGAUUGCCUAUAUGAUUGCAUUUUUCCUGCAAAUACUAACAAGAAUUUUUUACUCCCUGCGUAAGACGAAUAUCAUGUACUGGCACGAUUUAAUAUGUCUUUCUCUCCCAUUAUCCAUGUAUUUAUGUUCGAAUUAUUCCAUUUUCUGGUGUUUGCGUCAGUGGAUCUUUAUCACCGCAAUAGCCAGUUUUUCUUUCUGUGUUAUUGGCUUAAAUGCAGCCCAUCAUGAUCCGGAAAUAUUCCAUGAAGGUGAUGCCAAUCGUGAAGAUCGUGAUUGGGGUCUUUAUCAAGUCGAUACUAUAAUCGAUCGUGGUGAUCUUAAAGGUUCUCAGUUCUUGGUCUUGACCCACUUUGGUGAUCAUGUUCUGCAUCAUUUAUUCCCCACAUUAGAUCAUGGUAUUUUGCCUCAAUUGUAUCCUGUACUUUACGAAACAUUGGAGGAAUUUAAAUGUGAAUUAAGAGAAAUUAAUCAUUUGGAACAUAUUAUUGGUCAACACAAGCAGUUAUUGAGAAUUGAAACUAAUCCUAAGGCUCCGGGUUCUAAGUAAUUUUUUUUAAAUUUCUUUGAUUAGUUAAUUAAAUUUAGGUUUUAAAAAUAAUAAAUGUUAUAAAAAGUGUAAUUAUCAAUUAGAAGUCCACAAUAAUAUUUAUCUAUAUCUAUCUUCUAUAUAUAUUAAAA